Messenger RNA from Drosophila melanogaster (fruit fly), 1690 nucleotides. RefSeq names its product corepressor of pangolin (gene Coop). Gene Ontology annotation, molecular function: DNA binding. Gene Ontology annotation, cellular component: nucleus. Gene Ontology annotation, biological process: DNA-templated transcription; regulation of DNA-templated transcription. Lineage: Eukaryota; Metazoa; Arthropoda; Insecta; Diptera; Drosophilidae. The transcript is spliced from 2 exons. The record is from RefSeq and is marked reviewed. Bases 401 to 1477 code for a protein of 358 amino acids.
AGUUGUUGUUCUGCCGCCUCGCCUGCGCCUGCUUCUUCUUCUUCUGCUUCUCCUGCUUCUUCUUCCUCUUCUUGGGUCUUCUGUUCGUGGCAAAGCCUGUUGCUCAAGCCUCUCUCCUCCUUCCCGAUCCCGCAGCUCCGCCUUCGCCUUUGCCUGUGCCGUCGCAACCAGCUCCGUCCGCUCUUUCCACAAUUCUCUCUCGGCACCGCCAAAAGGCACGUAAACUGGUUGUUGCUGGCUGGGCCGUACACUUCGUGGUGCCCGUAUUUUUCGUAUUUUCAGUGCUGCCUGAACGCUUGAGCUGCGCGAGUCGCUUGCCGGGAAACUCGGAGUUGGAAUCGGAACUGGAUCUGGCUAACUAGCUAUCGGGCUAUCGGAAAUUGGCCACUCGGAUCUGGACAUGGAGAUGGCCUACAAUGCGUCAUCGUCGGCGGCCUCCGUCGGCUCUGCUUCUGCCGCCGCCUCUGCCACCGCCUCCUUCGCCUUCACCAACACCGCCAAGCUGCCCAUCGAAACGGUGAAGCGCCUGAUUGCCGCCGUCUCACGACGUCCGAUGUUGUGGCUGCGCAACAAUGCCAAUGGCCAGAAGCGCAGCGACAUCACGCCUGUUUGGUUCGAGGUGGGUCAGGAUGUGAAUUUGCCAGCCGACAUCUGCCGAAUUAAGUGGGGCCACCUGAGGGACAACUUUCGCAAGGUGUACAUCCGCAAUAACCUGUCCAAUGAGACGCCCUCGUCGUGGCGCUUCUACAACGAUAUGCGGUUCAUGGAGCCCGCCGUUCACGAGAAUAUCAUGCGUCAGACGCGAAGCAGCAGCAAGAAGCACCCACCCGGACACUGGACGGAGAACAAUAAUGUGCUGGGGCCGGACAAGUAUGACUCAAUGCCCAUUGUUGCUACGGAGCCCAUAUGCGAGCUCAGCCACAGCUAUGACUCGGAGCUACACCAGCCCAGCUUCUCGGACAUCAGUUCGUUCUUCGAGGAUCGCGACUGCCAGCCGCCGGAGAAUAAGAGAUUUAAGUCGGAGCCCAGUCAGAGGGAGGAGGACGAGGAGGAUGACGAUGACUUCGACGAAGAUGCCGCCUCGGAGAACUUGGAAGAGGAACGCGGCAAUCGUGCCGAUGCUGCCAGUUCCGGUGUAUUCACCAUAGAAGUGCUCGAUGACGACGACGAAAUGGAGCAGGCGGUGACCAAGACCAAGGCGAAUAACACUAGCCACGGCGGAUCCAGCCUGAAGAGCGAGCAGGAGGCCAAGGUGUUCUCCAAUUCGCAGUCACCCACCGCCGAUCUGCCAUUCAAGUAUAUCAGCACGGAUGUGGCCACGAAUACGGAUCCCUCUGGUGGAGAUCUCCAGGACGAGGCGGAUCGCAUGUUCCUGCUCAGUCUGAUGCCCUUCCUGCAAAGAUUGGACAGCCGCCGGCGUCUGCGCGUGCGCCAGAAAUUACAGAACGUGCUCAUCGAGGAACUGGAGUUUGGCUGAGGACGCGUAUAUCCGGGGGAAUGUGGGGAGAUUUACUUUAUAAGCCUAGCUUACAGUAUUAUAAGAACGCGACUGACUAACUCUGUGAAUCUGCCUACAUACGUAGCAUGUAAUCAGUAUUCCGGCCUGCUUUCCUUCAUACCAACACACUUCAAUACAUACCAUAUUGCAUUACAAUACAUAUUUACACUUCAAAUAGACGAUCACGCCAGC